This is a messenger RNA of Microdochium trichocladiopsis, 1459 nucleotides long. RefSeq lists its product as uncharacterized. Bases 1 to 1347 code for a protein of 448 amino acids. Gene Ontology annotation, molecular function: phosphatase activity. Gene Ontology annotation, biological process: DNA damage response. The record is from RefSeq and is a predicted model, not a curated record. Lineage: Eukaryota; Fungi; Ascomycota; Sordariomycetes; Xylariales; Microdochiaceae. The transcript has 3 exons. Gene Ontology annotation, cellular component: cytoplasm; nucleus.
AUGCCUUGCACCAAACAGCCCGAGACCGCAAAAGAGGUGUGGACCUCAGAGGAGGGGUCUAUGGCCCGCGAAACGGCAAUUACCAGGUGGCCGGGCAUUGUACAAGGCAUGAUCGACGACCUGGACCAGAGCUUUGCACAUUCCGAGGUUGCAGAGCAGGUCGAGGAGGGACGGCGCAUACAAGCCACCCUGCGCAUCAUUAAGAACGAAAUCAGCCAGGAUAAGCCAUUGCACCCCCUGAUGCCAGACGGCCGCUCUGACAUUGAUGGCUUCAACGCUCAGCUCAAGUCCUUCGGCAACAUCACAUGGCAUAACGCGCCCUGGCUAUUCGCCGAGUGCUAUCUCUAUAGAUGCGUUCAAACGCUUUUUGGCCGCUCCACUCACUGGCGCACCUAUGACAUUUUCGCCCGUCAAAAGGUCUCCGCGUUUGUCGCCUCCCACGCCGCUGUUGAGGAGCUCUGUGAGCGCUAUGUGUCCCUCACUUCAGCGGGCGCCUUCUGCAAGACGAGCGAGGAAGAACAGGCCCUCAUUUUUAGCGAGAUGACCGAAAUUGCUCUCUGGGGUAACGCCACGGACCUGAGUCUCUUGAGCCACCUGAGUCUCGACCAGAUCCACUCGCUCCAGGGGGCGCAGGCUAUCCAAGCAGGGCAAGCCCGCAUUGUCAGCAACGACAUGGCCGUGGCCUGGGACCACCUCAGGUCCAACCGGGGCAAGCGGGUCGACAUCGUCCUUGACAACUCGGGCUUUGAGCUGUUCACCGACCUCGUCUACGCACUGUACCUUCUUGAUGCCGGCCUCGCGAGCUCUGUGAAGCUACACGUGAAGUCCAUACCCUGGUUCGUGUCGGACGUGAUGCCUCACGACAUGGACGUGCUGAUCUCGGCCCUGGCCGACCAGUCUAUCUUCCCUGCUGCCAAGAACUCAAGUGUACGAACCCUGACUGAGCGGCUGAGGGAGGCAUACAGCAAGUCCGGCGUCAUGAGCAUCGCUGAGCACCCGUUCUGGACGACGGGCUACGACUUCCAGCAGAUGCCAGCGGUGGCUCCGGAGCUGCUCGGGGACCUGCGGGGAUCGGCGCUUGUUAUUUUCAAGGGCGACCUGAACUAUCGCAAGCUGGUCCGCGACGCCAACUGGCCGCACACACUACCGUUCAAGCAGGCCAUUGGUCCCCUGGUGGGAAAUAAAGCCAACGAGGGGAUCAAGAUUUUGGCGUUGAGGACGAACAAGGCGGAUGUAUGUGUCGGUCUGGACGAGGCGACGCUAGAGAGGGUGGAGAAGGAGGCACCAGGCAAGAAAUGGGUGAGAAGCGGGAAGUAUGCGGUUGUGAGCUUUUCUGACGGUGUUUAGUAUGAUAGUCUAAGACGUGCAGACAAGCUGGUCUGCUUGGGCGACGGCAUAGUAGCAUGUAGGCGUUACAGGGUUAUCAAUCAUGGACUCGGUAAUUACAGACAGUGGUUGA